Messenger RNA from Prosopis cineraria, 2457 nucleotides. Its product is annotated as receptor-like protein EIX2. The transcript is spliced from 3 exons. Bases 1136 to 2290 code for a protein of 384 amino acids. The record is from RefSeq and is a predicted model, not a curated record. Gene Ontology annotation, molecular function: protein binding. Lineage: Eukaryota; Viridiplantae; Streptophyta; Magnoliopsida; Fabales; Fabaceae.
UUCAUCUUGAGUUUCUAAAUUACUUGGAUUUGUCUGAUAAUAACUUCCGUGCUUUGGCCCAAGAUGAUUACGUGGAUAUCACAAAUUGUAAUCAUCGUGAUCUGUCAUGUGAAAAUUCUUCCAAUCUUCAUCAUCUUGAUUUAUCAUUUAAUGAUGAUCUUCACAUUGAUAAUUUUCGUUGGCUUUCUCGUGUUCCCUCCUUGAAAAAUGUUCACUUGGGUGGUAUAAACCUUCAAGGCACAGUUGAUUGGAUUCAACUGGCAACACUGCUUCCUUUCCUUACUAAGUUGUACUUGGAGAUGUGUCAACUUAGAAACAUUAAUCCAUGUCUUAAAUAUGUCAAUUUUACCUCAAUUGAAGUUCUUGGCCUUUCUCAUAAUGAUUUUAGCUCUGAAUUCAUUCCUGACUGGUUAUUCAAUCUCAGUGAUGUUGUUACCAUUGACCUGAGUCAUAAUUACUUUCAAGGCCAACUCCCAAAGAGUUUAUUAAACCUUCGAAAUGUGCAAAAGUUUUCAUUGUCUGAAAAUGAACUAAGUGAACCAAUUCCAGAUUGGUUAGGCCAACUUGAGCGUCUACAACUCCUCAGUAUUGGGGAAAUUCCUUUUCUGGUCCAAUUCCUUCCACUCUUGGAAAUAUGUCAUCAUUGAUUAUGUUGGACGUCGGCUCAAAUCACUUAAAUGGUAGUCUCCCAGAAAGUCUUGGACAACUCUCGAACUUGGAGGAAUUAGAUCUCGGUUAUAAUCAAUUAAUAACAGGGCUUAAUCCUUGACUUUGAUUUGCUAUGGGUUCCGCCUUAUCAACUUGAUUUUCUUCAUUUGGAAUACAUGAUGGACUCUAAACUUCUUGCGUGGAUCUAUAAACAAACAUCCCUUAAGAGGUUAGUAAUUGCCUGCUCAAUAAUUUCAUUUGAACCUCAUGAUGAGUUUUGGGACUUUGUAGCACGAGUUCCAUACUUACGCCUAGAAGAAAAUACAAUUCAUGGGGAGAUGUCGAACGUUUUACUAAACUCCACAUUCAUAACUAUGAGAUCAAAAAAAUCAAAGGCCAACUCCCUCAAUUAUCACCAAAUGUUGUGACACUCGAUGUCAAGAACAACUCUUUCCAAGGAUUUAUUUCUUCAUUAUUGUGUCAAAAGAUGAAUGGGAGAAGCCAAUUACAGCUUUUGGACAUGUCUUAUAAUCUUCUGUCAGGAGGGUUAACCAAUUGUUGGAUGCAUUGGAAAUCAUUAGUUUUUGUUAGUCUAGGAGGAAAUAAACUAACUGGCAAAAUCCCCCCAUCAGUUAGUUUGCUUUCUAACCUUAAAGUUUUGCUUCUCAAUAAAAACAAUUUAUCUGGAGGGAUACCUUUGUCACUAAAAAAUUGUCAGAAACUGGAAAUCCUUGAUGUAGGAGAAAAUAAAUUAUCUGGAUUCUUACCGGACUGGAGAAUGCGAACUGCAAAGAUUCUUCGACUGAGAUCCAAUCAACUCAGUGGAAAUGUACCUCUCCAAACAUGCCAAUUGGCUUCCCUUACAAUAUUGGAUUUUGCAGACAAUAAAAUAUCAGGUUCAUUACCUGCUUGUCUACAAAAUAUGACAGCCAUGACUUUCCCUAAUUCCUAUAAUGGGGUUCACUACUUCUUUGUUAGAAUUCGAGAUUUCACUUACGAAAUGCGAGGGUAUGUUGUGGUGCAUAUAAAAGGCCGGGCAUCAAGAUAUGUUGAAAACUCGAAAUUAUUGCAUUCUGUUGAUCUAUCAAGGAAUAAUAUGUCCGGAAAAAUACCUCCAGAGAUAUUUAGUCUCACCGGAUUGCAACAUUUAAACUUGUCCCAUAAUCAAUUUGAGGGAAACAUGCCAAAUGAGAUAAGGAACAUGAAAACGUUGGAAUCUCUUGAUCUCGCAAGCAAUCAAUUUUCAGGUGAAAUUCCUCAAGAUAUGGCUGAAUUGUCUUUUCUAGAAGUCCUGAACCUUUCCUUCAACAGUUUCACUGGUAAGAUCCCAACAGGAACUCAAUUUCAAGGGUUUGAUUCACAAAGUUUCAUGGGGGAUCCUCGAUUAUGUGGAGCGCCACUUCCAAAGAACUGCUCAGACAAAGAAGAUCACGCGGAACCCGUUGAAACGAGUGAUGGACAAGAAGAUGAAUUUCUAUCUUGCUUCUACAUCGGCAUUGGAGUUGGAUUUGCCACAGCUUUCUGGGGAGUUUGUAUUGCCAUUUUCUUCAACAAGAAUUUCAGGCAUUCUUACUUUAGAUUCUUAUAUCGCAUGCAAGACAAGCUUGAGAUGGUGGUCCUCGAGAUGAACCGUUUUCAUUGAAAAUUGGCAUUGUGGUGGUCCUGUCGUGCAUCAUUCAGUAAGUCUCCUGACGAGGAAGUGGAGUUACCGAAGGCAUUACCAAUGAAGUCUAUUUUGUCAACUUGAACCUUAGCCAUAUGUAAUAUAUAUAGUUUGAUUUCUGCUGCAUGCAAACUGUAUAUGUGUUU